Messenger RNA from Saccostrea cuccullata (small rock oyster), 482 nucleotides. RefSeq names its product MAM domain-containing glycosylphosphatidylinositol anchor protein 1-like. Gene Ontology annotation, cellular component: membrane. The annotation marks the transcript as partial. The record is from RefSeq and is a predicted model, not a curated record. The transcript has 4 exons. NCBI's taxonomy places the organism in Eukaryota, Metazoa, Mollusca, Bivalvia, Ostreida, Ostreidae.
AUCUGUGCGAUUUUGAGACGAGCAUAGAAUCUUCAUGUUUCCUGACAGAAACAAACAGAGAUAUCUUCAACUGGACUAGACACUCAGGGACAACAAGUUCUGUUAGUACUGGUCCUAAUAGCGCUAAGGUCGGUACCUACUACAAGUACAUAGAAACAUCCUCACCUCGAGUCACCGGGGACAACGCAAAAUUGGUCAGCAAUAGAGUGUUUGAAGACAAAACAUACUGUCUUUCCAUGUACUACCACAUGCACGGAUCAACGACCGGAACUCUGAAGAUUCAGACCAGGACCGGAAAUGACACGGCAGUGACUCAUUGGGAAAAGUCAGGUGACCAGGGCAACCAAUGGUACAGCAUUGAUAAACUCAACCUCCCUCUGAAUAACAACACGGAGAUCAUCAUUGAAGGCUUCAGUGGAGGAAGUUACGAAAGUGAUAUUUCUGUUGACUACAUAAUGUUGUGGCCAUUUCCUUGUGUUUAA